ACGAACGUUCAGUUUGAAUUUGGAUUGCAGUGAGAACGGUUUGAAUUGAAUUUGCGCGCCAAAAAAGUUGUCCCCGCUGAUAUCGUUGAUCGAAGAUAUGGCCCUGUCCAGAGUGCUUCCGGCGGUGACGAUCGUCACCGUGGCCUUGUUCUGCAUUCACGCAAACAGCCAAUCAUGCCCCGAUAAGAAUGGUCGAUUCCCAGUGUCUGGCGAGUGUGAUGCCUACAUCGAAUGUGUUGAAGGUGUCCCGAAUCGUAAACUCUGCCCCGAUGGACUACUGUUCAACGAUAAAGCAAGUUUGUUCUCCUACCCGUGCCAGUACCCGAUUGACGUAGACUGCGGCAGCCGAACACGAACCCAACCUGCUAUUCCAACGGAAGACUGUCCCCAUCAGUUCGGAUACUACAAAUUGGGUGAUCGAGCAGAUUGCGGUCGUUUUAUGAACUGCGACAACGGCCGCGGACACGUCCUGGAAUGUCCGUACGGUCUUGCUUUCAACAGUGCCACCUACCAGUGCGAUUGGCCCGAUCUGGUUGAGGAAUGUGACGCAGCCGCCUACCUUGGGUUCAGUUGUCCACCCCAGGGAGAGCUCGUUGCUCCGGUAAGGUUCUUCCGGGCCCCGGACAACUGCCAGAAGUACUUCAUCUGCGUUAACGACAGCCCACGAGUUAACCUCUGCGGACCGGAACAAGCCUUCAAUGAACUCAUCAACGCUUGCGACGGCUUCGAAAACGUCACCGGAUGUGCUUUCUGAAGCUGAGGUGAAUCUGGUAGGAUUGUAAAUAACACACCUUGCAAAAUACUCAAUCACUUAGCACUUAGGACUUAGUUCGGUAUACUUCAGAAAUAAAAUUUCUAGAAAUUGUAAA
Molecule: messenger RNA, 869 nt
Organism: Aedes aegypti (yellow fever mosquito)
Lineage: Eukaryota; Metazoa; Arthropoda; Insecta; Diptera; Culicidae
Product: protein obstructor-E
Exons: 3
Coding region: 98-754 (218 amino acids)
Cellular component (GO): extracellular region
Molecular function (GO): chitin binding
Source: RefSeq, a predicted model, not a curated record